Molecule: messenger RNA, 396 nt
Organism: Aplosporella prunicola CBS 121167
Lineage: Eukaryota; Fungi; Ascomycota; Dothideomycetes; Botryosphaeriales; Aplosporellaceae
Exons: 1
Coding region: 120-326 (68 amino acids)
Source: RefSeq, a predicted model, not a curated record
CUAACCUAUACUAUUAAACCUACCUACCUACCUACCCUACCCUACCGAAUAACCUAUAAACCCUAUAAACCUAAGGCUGUUUAUUUAUCUAACCGCCUAUCCACCCUAUCCCGAUAACCAUGCCAAUCCAUCCAUUACUCCAUCGCUCCAUCGCUGCAUUACUAUUCCGACCCAAGCAACCCAAGCAACCCAAGCAACCCAAAGCAACCCAAAGCAACCCAACUAACCCAACCAAACCAAGCAAGCAACCAAGCAAGCAACUAAGCAAACCAAACAACCAAGUCCGUCCAGCCUAUCAUACAACCUACAUACAUGCCAACCCAUAAGCCCAGCCCAGCUUAUUAAAUUACCCCACCCCACCCCACCCCGCCCCAUCCAUCCCAUCCCAUCCCGUCC